AUGAAGACUUCACCACUUACACUUUUGGCUGCCGCCACUACCGCGGCGGCGGCUGGCCCUCGCAAUGUCAUGUACUUUGACCAAUGGCACAAAACGACGCUUCCUCCCAAGGACGUCACCGCAGGCAUCAACUAUGUCAUUACCGCUUUUGCGCCCUCGACCACUUUCAACUGGGGCAGCUCCUACACGCCCUUUAUGCCUCUUGACGACAUCCGCAAGCUUUUUGACGAGGGCACCAAGGUCUGCAUGGCCAUUGGCGGCUGGGGCGACACGUCGGGCUUCAGCACCGGCGCCGUCUCUGAUGAGUCUCGCAAGCGCUACGCCAAGAACGUCGCCGAUGCCCUCACCGCUCUCGGUUACGACUGCGUCGACGUCGACUGGGAGUAUCCCGGCGGCAACGGCGAGGACUACAAGCAGAACCCCAACUCGGGCAAGGUCGCCGAGAUUGAGACGUACCCGCUGCUGCUCAAUGAGAUCAAGGCCGCCAUCGGCGACAAGGAGCUCUCCAUUGCCGUGCCCGGCAAGGAGGGCGACAUGAUUGCCUUUACCGCCGCGCAGGUGCCCAAGAUUGCCGCCGCCGUCGACUUUGUCAAUGUCAUGACGUACGACCUCAUGAACCGCCGCGACACCGUCACCAACCACCACUCGUCGGUCGAGGGCUCCCUCGCCACCAUCGAGACUUACCUCGCGCGCGGCAUGCCCGCCGGCAAGAUGAACCUCGGCUUCGCCUUUUACGCCAAGUGGUUCACCACAAAGGACGGCGCGACCUGCGACCAGCCCACCGGCUGCCCGACGGCCGUCCUCGAGAACCCCGACGGCGGCGACACGGGCCUGUCGGGCGCCGUCACGUUUGAGGCGGAGAACUAUGGCGGCGGCGCGUUCCUCAACGCCAUGACCAACGGCAAGCCCGACACGGAAAGGGGCGGCCAGUGGUACUGGGACGCCGCGGCCAAGGUCUACUGGACGUGGGACACGCCCGAGUUCAUCGCCAAAAAGGUGGCCGAGAUUGUCAAGGCCAAGAAGCUGGGCGGCGUCAUGGGAUGGAGCCUCGCCCAGGACAGCCAUGACUGGAGCCACCUCAAGGCUCUGCAGAGCGGUCUCAAGAGCCUGUAA
This is a messenger RNA of Akanthomyces muscarius, 1113 nucleotides long. RefSeq lists its product as uncharacterized. Gene Ontology annotation, molecular function: chitin binding; chitinase activity. Gene Ontology annotation, cellular component: extracellular region. The record is from RefSeq and is a predicted model, not a curated record. Bases 1 to 1113 code for a protein of 370 amino acids. NCBI's taxonomy places the organism in Eukaryota, Fungi, Ascomycota, Sordariomycetes, Hypocreales, Cordycipitaceae. The transcript has 3 exons. Gene Ontology annotation, biological process: chitin catabolic process; carbohydrate metabolic process.